Equus caballus (horse) is the source of this 954-nucleotide messenger RNA. NCBI's taxonomy places the organism in Eukaryota, Metazoa, Chordata, Mammalia, Perissodactyla, Equidae. The record is from RefSeq and is a predicted model, not a curated record.
AUGGAAAGAAAAAACCAAACAGGACUUGGAAACUUUCUCCUCCUUGGAUUCACAGAGGAGCCAGACCUGCAGCCUCUCCUCUUCGGGCUGUGCCUGUCCGCGUACCUGGUCACGGGCAUUGGGAACCUGCUUGUCAUUCUGGCCAUCAUUUCAGAUUCCCACCUCCACAUGCCCAUGUAUUUCUUCCUCUCCAACCUUUCCUUUGCUGACAUCUGUUUCACCUCCACAACCGUCCCAAAGAUGCUACUGAAUCUGCAGAUGCAGAGAAAAGUUAUUACCUAUGAAGCCUGCCUCAGCCAGAUAUUUUUUUUCAUUGCGUUUGGGUGCCUGGACAAUUUACUCUUGACUGUGAUGUCCUAUGACCGUUUCAUGGCCAUCUGUCACCCCCUGUACUACACAAUCAUCAUGAACCCCCGGCUGUGUGCAUUGAUGGUUCUGGGGUCCUGGUGCAUCAGUGUCAUAGGUUCCCUCCUCGAGACCUUGACUGUUUUGAGGUUGUCCUUCUGCACAAACAUGGAAAUCCCCCAUGUUUAUUGUGAUCUUCCUGAAGUCCUGAAGCUCUCCUGUUCAGACACCUUCAUCAAUAAUAUUGUGGUGUAUUUUGUGACCAUUAUCCUAGGUGUUUUUCCUCUCUCUGGAAUCCUCUUUUCUUAUUCUCAGAUUUUCUCCUCCAUCCUGAGAAUUUCAUCAGCCAAGGGCAGGUACAAAGUCUUUUCCACCUGUGGGUCUCACCUCUCGGUGGUCUCCUUGUUCUAUGGCACAGGCCUUGGGGUCUACCUAAGUUCUGCAGCCACUUCAUCCUCUAGGACAAGUCUGGUGGCCUCAGUGAUGUACACUAUGGUCACCCCCAUGCUGAACCCCUUCAUCUACAGUCUGAGGAACCAGGACAUGAAGGGGGCCCUCGGGAGACUCCUCAGCAGGGUGGUGCCUCUCUCUGUUGGGACUAUCCCAUGA